AGGAUUGGCCACAGACAGAGCUCAGGAGGGGCUGGUGUGCAAGCCCAGUCAGAACUUUCAACAGGUGCUUGCUGGAAGGCACAGUCAGUCAGAGACACACAGAGGGUGAACGUUAAAACAUCAGAGAUAUAUCUUCUAUCUUCUGCAGCAAGGUCAUGCUCACCAGGCUAGGUUGGCUCGUGCUGGGGGCGCUCUCCCAGGUCACGCUGGCAGAAGUGUCUGAGAAAGGAGUCACAUUUAGCCACGUGUACAAGAUUGAUUCUGAUUGUAAGCAGGGCUCACAGGCUGUUCUGCUGACCCAGGACCAGGCCUCAGGUGGUCAGGUGUUGACUGUGAACGGGGAAAAUGACAUCAUCUUCAAGCACAACAUUCAGCUAGUGUCAGGUGGCUGCGGCUGUGCGGACUCUGAGGACUUCAAGGCCCUGCUGUAUCGUGUUAAUGGUCUUGAGGAGGAGGUGACCUACUUGAAAAACCAAUGCGCUCAGGGCUGCUGCAAAGGAGGCUCAGGUGUGGAUACCAGCUGUAGUGGGCAUGGCACCUACCAGCAUGACCUUUGCAGCUGUAAAUGUGACCCAGGCUGGGAGGGUCCAGACUGCUCUGUGUCCUCCUGCCCUGAUGACUGUAAUGAUAACGGCUUCUGUGUUGAUGGUCGUUGCAUCUGCCAUGCCGGCUACACUGGACACGACUGCAGCCUGCUGUUGUGUCCCAGCAACUGCAAUGACAAGGGCCAUUGUGUAGAUGGCAAAUGCGUGUGUUUUGAGGGCUUCUCUGGGGAUGACUGCAGCACCCAGCGAUGCCCAGGUGACUGCAAAGACAAUGGCCGAUGUGUGGACGGACAGUGUGUCUGCGAUGUGGGCUUUGUCGGGGCUGACUGCUCUAUGGUGCUGGGUCCACAAGGUCUGCGUCUGAUCACGGUGACGGAUGUGUCUCUGCUGGUGGAGUGGGAGCACGUGAGAGGUGCUGAGUAUUAUGUGCUGUCCUACUACCCUGAAGGAGAUGAGAGAGCCAUGCAGGAGGUACAAGUGCCAAACACAGAAAACUCCUACCUGAUCACUGGCCUCAAACCUGGAGUCACCUACAUUGUGCAGGUGUACGCUGUCAUCAAGGGCAUCAGCAGUGAGGCAGACCACAUAGUGGCCACCACAGACUUGUCUGGUGUAGAAGGAAUUCGUGUGCUGGGCCAGACAGAGGACUCUAUCCAGGUGGACUGGCAGAACCCAGAAGCUGAGGUAGACUUUUUCAAACUGCGCCAUGCUAGCUCUGAUGGCCAAGAGGAGCAGGAGAAUGUGGCCAGGAGUCAGGAGGCCAGGACCAUGCACACUAUUGUAGGCCUUAACCCAGGAACAGAGUACCAGAUAUCAGUGCAGGCCAUCAAAGGAAGUAGCGAGGGCAAGGCUUCUCAUGCCACAGGAGUCACAGAUAUUGAUGCUCCGAAUAACCUGGUCACCAGAGAGGUUACAGAGAACUCAGCAACUGUGACAUGGGACAGGGUCCGUGCUGAGAUUGAUGGUUAUAUGUUGAGCUACAGCUCUCCUGAGGGCACCAGCCGGGAGAUCCAAGUAGGAGCAGAUGCUACAUCCCACCAGCUGAUCUCUCUGCAGCCUGGUGUCCUAUACACCAUUUUCAUCUGGGCUUACAAGGGUGCACGCUCCAGCAGAAAGAGCUCUACAGAGGCUGAGAUGGAACUAGAUGCUCCUACUAACCUCUUGGCAAGAGCGGUGACGGAGAACUCAACACUGGUGUCGUGGGACAGAGUCCAAGCAGAAGUUGAUGGCUAUAUGCUGAGCUACACUUCUGCUGGUGGCUCCAGUCAGGAGGUCAGAGUGGGAGCAGACAGCACCUCCUUUAGGUUCACUGGUCAGAGGCCUGGAGUCAUCUAUACAGUCUACGUCUGGGCCAUUAAGGGCUCUCGCUUUAGCAGAAAAGCUGUGACUGAGGCUGAGACAGAAUUAGAUGUUCCUACUAACCUCUUGGCCAGAGAGGUGACUGAGAACUCUGCGUUGGUGUCGUGGGACAGAGUCCAAGCAGAUGUUGAUGGCUACAUGCUGAGCUACAGCUCUGCUGAUGACUUCAGUCAGGAGGUCCAAGUGGCAGCAGACAGCAGCUCCUAUAGUUUCGCUGGUCUGAGGCCUGGAGUCACCUACACAGUCUACGUCUGGGCCAUCAAGGGCUCUCGCUCUAGCAGAAAAGCUGCAACAGAGACUGAGACAGAAAUUGAUGCUCCUAAGAAUCUGAAAGCUGCUGAUGUCAAGACAGACUCUGCAGCUUUAUCCUGGAAAACUCCUCAGGCUCGCAUUGAAGGCUACAUCCUCACCUACAGGCCAGAGGAUGGCAGCGUGCAGACAGUUGAGAAGAAGUUUACUGCAGGAGAGACCAAAUUGACCCUCUCUGGUCUAUCCAUGGGAAAAAAGUAUAUUGUGGCCCUCAAAGCCUACAGGGGCUCAAAGAGGAGUAAAGUGGUGGAGACCACAUUCAGUACCAUGGGUAUAGCUUACCCCUUCCCAAUGGACUGUACACAGAUCAUGAAGAAUGGAAACGUGGAGAGUGGAGUUUACACAAUCUAUGUAGCCAACAACCGCAGUAGACCAUUGCAAGUGUACUGCGAUAUGACAACCGAUGGCGGUGGCUGGAUUGUUUUCCAGAGACGCAACACUGGCAAACUUGACUUCAUGAAGCGCUGGAGACAGUAUAUGCAAGGCUUUGGGGAAAUGACAGAUGAGUUCUGGCUUGGUUUGGAGAAACUGCAUGAGCUGACCAACACUCCAACCCGAUAUGAAGUACGCUUUGAUCUGGGAAUAGGAACUGAACGCGCCUUUGCUGUCUAUGAUGACUUCAAAGUAGGAACAUCUAAGCAGAAGUUUAGGCUGACUGUCGGCAACUACAGAGGAAAUGCAGGUGAUGCCAUGACCUACCACCAGGGCAGACCUUUCUCUACAAUGGACUCAGAUAACGACAUUGCCUUGGGCAACUGCGCACUCACUCACCGUGGUGCCUGGUGGUACAAGAACUGCCACUUAGCUAACCUGAAUGGGAAAUUUGGGGACAACAGACACAGUAUGGGGGUUAACUGGGAGCCGUGGAAGGGCCACCUCACUUCACUGGACUUCACUGAGAUAAAGAUCCGUCCCGCAGGCACGGCCAGCCGAAAGAAGAGGUCACUCAAGAGGAUGGUAUCUGCCUAAUGACAGUCACGCGACGAAGCAAAAAUGGCACCAGGGCAGUAUGAUGAAUUAAAAGCAUCAUGUAGAAUCUCAUUCCAAAACAUCUCUUUUUCAAAUUUGGGUGGGAAAUGGUCUUUAUUUCUUAUCAGGAAAUUGACUCUCUAUGCUGCAAUUCAGAUACUGUGUACCUGUAUAGCUUUAGUACAUAAAAACAAAAGCCUAAUUAAAAAAAAGUGAAUUUGUAAAGUCUCAUUAAAUUGAGUAUAUAUACCAACUGUCAUUUAAUAAAGCAAUCUGCUUUGACAUCUUGUACAGUAUAGCAUCAACCAGUGAACCAUAGGUUGUUUUUUACAUUUAAAGAUAAAUGUGUCAUCUUCAGUGAUAAAAUCAGUGAUUAAUUUAUGCUACAUGCCACCUGUACCAUGUUAAUUAACUAUGCAUAUCAUAGUAGGAUCGUUCUAUCACCAUUUCUAUUUGUUUGACUGUUUUUCAAGUCCCUGAAAUAACAUUUUGUAGUUUUUUUACAAGGUAAAUAGUGCUAUGACAACAGUAGAUUCACAAGUUAGUUUGGCACAAAAUGUUGUACAAAAUGCAUUAAGCUCAUAAUAUUUUAAGUUUGGAUGAGUUCUGUAUUUGUACUAAAAUUG
Molecule: messenger RNA, 3808 nt
Organism: Colossoma macropomum (tambaqui)
Lineage: Eukaryota; Metazoa; Chordata; Actinopteri; Characiformes; Serrasalmidae
Gene: tnn
Product: tenascin N
Exons: 17
Coding region: 156-3182 (1008 amino acids)
Molecular function (GO): protein binding
Source: RefSeq, a predicted model, not a curated record